This is a messenger RNA of Cherax quadricarinatus, 4459 nucleotides long. RefSeq lists its product as uncharacterized. NCBI's taxonomy places the organism in Eukaryota, Metazoa, Arthropoda, Malacostraca, Decapoda, Parastacidae. The record is from RefSeq and is a predicted model, not a curated record.
CUGUUGAGGAAGGGACGUUGUUACAUGGACACCCUUCACUAUUUUUGCUAUUUAUAGCCUCUAGAGUCGUUAUUUGUGUGAUUAUCUGGUAGUUUUGUGGUCGCCAUGCAUGUGACUAGGAAAAGAAAAAAGGCAUUUGAAAAGGAUGAUAGCCAUACGACUGGAAAACCUCAGGAGACAGAGGCUUCACCAAGGUACCACUGGAAGCUCUAGUGGCGCGGCUGAGGAUUCCGGCUGUGAUGGCGCUACACCUUCCACCUCCACUAAUUCCUCCAACACAACUAAUUCCUCCAACAAUGCUAAUUCCUCCAGCAGCAUCAAUGAAACGGGGAAGAAGAGGAAAGAUCUUGAAUCUCCGUCAUCAAUUAAGUUACCAGAUAAAAGAAAGAGGACGACAUUAGUGCCUUAUGCGCCGCCCGAAUUUAAAAAACCCACCAGACGGAACUCAAAAUCAAAAAUCGACAGACAGCAGAUAAUACGAGCUUCAGAUAAGCCUGGAGAAAAUGAGACAUCAGUCAUGAUGAUGUAUUCGAAUUUAUUACAGAUAGUCAAAGAUAAUUGUUAUAAAUGUGGAUUACAUGAUGUAUCUCCAGAAUUUGUAACUCGUGGACAGGAAUUUUUUGUAACUGUAACUUGUAAUAAAUGUAAUAUUGUAAUUCGAAAGCCAACUCAUAAACUAGGUGAAAUAAAUAGACAGACCUGUUUAAAUAUUUAUGCUGAAUUAUUAAAUGGUGGGGGAUAUCAAGGGUUUGCAAAGCACAAUGCCUUUAUGUUAAGGGAGAACCUUGAUCCAAGGACAUUUAGGAAGUUCACAAGAUUUAUUACUGAGAGAGCUGUUGCAGAAUGUGGGAAAAUACUACAAGAAAGUCGUGAGAAUGUAAUUACUGAGUAUACCAAAAAUGGUAUAUUACCUGGGGAUAAUGGGAUACUUGAUGUUAAUGUAACAUGUAAUGUAACCUGGCAAAGUCGUGGCUUCCACUCAAAAAUGGGAUUAUUUGUAGUAACUGAAGCAGAUACUGGUCUUAUUCUUGACUAUCAUAUAUUAACAAAAUAUUGCAACCGUUGUUCAAGCUUAUAUACCUUGUACAAUGGUAAGAAAAUAACAGCAGCCUUUUUCUUAUUGCAACGUGCCAAGCACGAGCCAUUUUGUAAGGUCAAUGAGCAGGUCAAUUCAGGGGUCAUGGAGGCCAAGACUGGUCAAUUAAUAUGGGGUCGAUCAAUGACCUAUAAAAUGCGGUAUGUGAAUAUUAUAAAUGAAGUUGAUAUGGCCAUUUACUCAGGACUAAUUAAUAUGAACAAUGGCCGGGGACCAUAUAAUGAUCUUCAGGUGAAUAAAAUUGACUGGGUGAAUCAUUACUCAAAAAGACUGAAAAGUCGUCUAACAAAAUUAAUUGAAGACAACCACAUUAUCCGGGAAAUAAAUAAUGAAAAAACUAAACUAUUCCUAAUGAAAGGGAAAGGAAGGCUGUCAGAUGCUAUUGUUAACAAAUUAUCUUGCUAUUUUGGUCAAAUAAUAGAGGAAUCAACUGGAACUAGCAUAGAAACAAUGAGAAAUACCAUCAUAGCAAGCUAUUUGCACUGUACAUCAUCAGACACAAAACCAAAUCAUAAUUUAUGUCCUACUUCAAAAACCUCCUGGUGUUUCUACAAUAAAUCCAUCGCAAAUAAUGUAGAAAUACCCUCACACAGCACUAUGAAGAUUUUUAUCCAUUUAAAACCUGUCCACCAUGAACAAGUGUUAAGAAUUUACAAAGAUUUGACUGAGGAUGAUAUUAUACAACGUUGUUCAGGACGUACCAAAAAUAACAACGAAACUUUCCACCAGAGAGUAUGGAUCAAUUAUCUCAAGUCACAAUAUAGAACCAAGAGGACCCUAGACUUAGCAGUUGCACAAGCAAUUGCAGACUCCAACUAUGCAUAUUGCAGGAGCUGCAAUGAUAAGACACUCGGUUUUCAUCGCAAAAUACACACACAUCUAUUUCUCAAAAAACAGAAUGAUGUGAAAGACUAUCAAAGAUCAAGGGUCUGUGAUCGCUGUGCUAUGAGAUACGUCAACAAGUCCUUCUGUGCUGUCAUGUGUUAUUCAUGCCUUAAGGAAGAAAGAAUUACCUCGUCUCAUUUAGAUAACAAAUGCUUCUCUUGUGGGCUAAUCUACUGUCUAGAUGGAGAAAGUGAAUGUCCAGGAUGCUGUUUCAGUCCUGUCAAAGAGUUUGUGUGUUACAAAUGUGAACUGGUGACGGAUAAUCUUGCAUUACACAAGUGUAGAAUCGGCGAAGAAAAAGAAGAACAGUUGCCGUGUGAUUUUGAAGGUGGCACUGCUAUUAUUGGUCCAGUUGAAGACGCAGCUGCAACUGACUCUACUUCCAACAUCAAUGUUUGGACUGGCUUACAGUGCUAUAAUAGCAACACUGAUUGCGAUGAUGAUAUUGAAAACCUGGAUAUAAGGAAGGAAGAUGAUAAUUAUUCUCAUCUUUCUCACUCUCCUGGGGUACAAUGUGAUAUUUGGAAAGAAGAAUUCUACGACGAACAAGAAAUUACAGAAAAUGUAGAUACGAGCUUGUAUAAUUUGGAACGUCAAAUUGUGUUAACUAAUUCUCAUGAAGAUAAUAAAGGAAGGUCAACAAAAAGUGGUGAAGUGAUGAUAGUUGAGCAGUUAUCAUGUGAUGAGGAACUUUCCAAUCCAGUUGAAGAGGAACUUUCCAGUCCAGUUAAAGCAGAACUUUCCAGUCCAGUAAAAGUGGAAUUUGAUACAUUUCUGCAGGACACUGCUCCCACCAUCACUGUUUGGACUGGCUUACAGUGCAGCAGUAGUGAUGACAACUGAUGGUGAUGUUUGGACUGGCUUACAGUGCAGCAGUAGUGAUGACAACUGAUGGUGAUGUUGGAAAAGUGAAAAUUACAGGAGAAAGCAGACAAUUACCCACUCUCUCUCCCUUUCCUGAGGCAGAAUGUGAGUUUAUAAGAAGAAAUUAAAAAAAAAUGUCUAUGGGUUGGAACAAAUUAAAACACAAACCUGUUUUUCCAAAUUCUCACGAAUGUUAAGAAAAGUCAGCCAAUAAAGUGGAUAACGCAGUUUUCCCUGCAAAAUCCCUGCUCCAGGCACCACAAGUCAUCAAACAACACAUCAAAUUCCUUGCAGUCUCCAAGUGGGGCUGAGAUUUUCUAUCGCCCUGUAGUUUGGCCCAUGUAUGAACCAGGUCAUGAGUGGGUCCCAACUUCUACAUCAUUCUACAUCUGACUCUUAGCUCUACAAUGCCUCUCAGGAGUUGCAAAAUAUUUAUUUUACUCUGCAAAGGGUACUCGGAUAUAUGGUAAUCCUCAAGUUGGUCUCAGUAACUGUGAACCUUUGAACAAGUCAUGGUGGAUAUUAACAAGCAGAUGAGAGAGGAUACAGGUGCUCCUCAACUUACAAUGGUUUAACUUAGGGUAUUUCAACUUUACGAUGGUGCGAAAGCAAUAACUUUGGAGACGGAACUUAAGAUAAUUUCCCAGUAUGAAGGCGGCAAGUCCCUAACUUGUAUUCAUUUACAUGUAUUUACUUUUCAAAACUGGUAUUUAGUUGCAGUAAUUAUUUAUUUACUUAUUCAUUGACAGUAGUUAUUUAGUUGAUUACUUAGCAUAUAUUCAUAUUAAACUUCCAAUGGGUUCAUUGGAGCAUAACCCCUUUGUAAGUUGAAGAACACCUGUAUUUUUUUUUUCAACACAGGUAAGGUGACCUAAAUAAGAAGUACUUUCACCAUCACUCACUCCAUGUCUUGCCAGAGGCAUACUGGUACUUCAGUUCUAAACUGCAAAUAUCAAUGCCCCUCCUUCAGAGUGCCAGCACUGUACUUCCCACCUCCGGGACUCGAGUCUGGCUUGCUAGUUUCCCUGAAUCCCUUCAUAAAUGUUACAAUUAUUAUCAGAUCAUUAAUUUCUAAAGAGUAAAAAUUCUGUUUCAUACAUUUUUUUUUGUAAAUGGUAUUAAUAAAGAAGGUAAGUAUUCUCUAUGAUAUAGUAAGAGUCAUCAUUACAAUAUUAGCCCUUAAACUGUCCAAACGUAGAUCUACGUUCAUGUGUGUAGCGCUCUGACCUUUAUUUUCUCCAUUUGAAAGCAUGUAAAAAAAAAACAGAUCUACAUUCGGAGCUCUACGUAGCUGAACGUAGAUCUACAUUAGGACAGUUUAUGGGUUAAGAGAGACCUCUGAGCAUAUGCUGCCUGUCGCUUGUUCAACCCUCUUUCCUGUUUCCUUUACUCCUAAAUCAAUUGAUGAGCUAGGAUGUCUAGAAGCAUACGUAUAUUUUGUAUUUUCCAUCACAUAAGGUGUCUUUUUUUUCUCCACAAAAAGUCUUGAAAAAUCAGCCUACACCUUGUAUGCUCAAGGUCAGAGUCAAGGGCAGGUUUUGGGUUACGCUUUAGCGUAAAGUAAGAGGGUAAUUAGCCCUUGAUAUUAUGAUUUACCAUUAUGAUACUUCUGUC